Molecule: messenger RNA, 1794 nt
Organism: Benincasa hispida (wax gourd)
Lineage: Eukaryota; Viridiplantae; Streptophyta; Magnoliopsida; Cucurbitales; Cucurbitaceae
Source: RefSeq, a predicted model, not a curated record
AUGAAUAAGGAGAACACUGAGUUCAGAUAUGACCCCGAGAUUGAACGGACCUUCUGGCGUAGGAAUAAAUCCAACUGUCGUCGAAGGUUGAGGCAACAGUUACUUAGACAGCAAGAAAGGGAAAGAGCAAUGGCGGAAGAACAACAAAAACAGCAAUUAGCACACACUGCACAGAACCCAAUCCAGAUGACUGCUGCGCCAUUUAGGGGUAGCGGUGGCGAAGAUCCUCAUGCCCAUAUGAAAUGUUUCCUAGAAACAUGCAAUUCCUUUGUGAUUCCUGGAAUUACACCAGAGGCAAUCAGAUUGUCCUUGUUUCCCUAUUCUUUGCGAGAUGACGCAAAGCAUUGGAUGAAAACGUUUUAUGGCGGACUAAACAGGGCAUCACAAAUGGCAGCAGAUGCAGCAACAGCCGGAGGACUGAUGGACAAAUCCUAUACUGAAGCUAAAGAAAUAUUAGAUCGCAUUGCCAAACAUAACAUGGAGUGGGUAGAUGACACAUACGAUGGAAGAUAUGACAGACGAACACGAUCUCAGAACAUUAACUCUGUUGAUGCCAACGCAAUAGCCACGCUCUCCGCUCAAAUGGCUACCAUGACCAACCUUCUACAGAACUUCACACUAGGUAACGCACAAAACCAGCAGAAAGUGAAUCAAAUGAAAGCAUUAGGACAACUCGGGGAGGAAAUCAACAAGAGCACCACCCAGGCGCGAGCCAUCAACAAAGGAAUGGACCACCAUCUGUCUUUCAACAAACGAAUCAACAACUCUUCAAUAGAGGCGGCCACGCAUCGAGUUCUGGAGAAACCUAUUGAAGGAGUAUAUAGCCUAGAACGACGCAAUGCUGAAGAACCAGGCGUCAUCAAUCAGAAACCUGGAACUCCAGGUGGGGUAGAUUGCAAACGAGUUGAAAAGCAGGCAGCCAGACAUUCUACCCAGAAUACAGAGACACCUAGGAAUAAUAACAGGAAAGAGCAAUGUCACGCAGUAACGUUGCGGAGUGGAAGAGCCCUUGCAGAAAGAAAGAUGAAUCCAAGAAACAAUAGUCCUUCGAAAGAAUGCAUUACAUGUACAAUGGAUCAGGAAGAGAGAACGCCAGAAAAUACAAGCCAUUUGGAAACCAGCACGUCUAACGUGGGAAAGAAGGAGGUGCUUUUGAACGCACCAUUCCCCAGGCGUCUGAUGAAGAAGAAUGAUGAACAUCAGUUCAAGCACUUUCUCGAGCUCCUAAAGCAGCUGCACAUCAACAUUCCAUUAAUAGAAGCUUUAGAGCAAAUGCCAACAUACGUGAAGUUUUUGAAAGACAUUUUAACGAAAAAGAGAAAAGUCAGAUUAGAUGUGGAUCAUGCGUUGUGCGACCUAGGAGCAAGCAUCGAGGCAAAACCUACUUCUGUCACCCUUCAACUCGCUGACAGGACAACUAAGUACCCGAAAGGGAAGAUUGAAGAUGUUUUGGUAAAGGUUGAUAAUCUCAUAUUCCCAGCAGACUACGUUAUUCUGGAUUAUGAAGCAGAUAGGGAGGUUCCUAUCAUCCUUGGACGCCCUUUCUUGGCUACUGGGAAAGUUCUGAUUGACAUGCAUAAAGGUGAGUUAACCAUGCGCAUGGCUAAUGAAGAAGUGACAUUUAAUGUGCUUAACGCAUUAAAAUUCCCAGACACUGAUGAUUGUCCGCUAAACCAUAUUGAAUUGACUGAAGAAGAGACUCGAGUAUGUGAAGUUAUCAUGCUGGAGGGAACCUUGAAGGAAUCCGAGCUUCCAAGUCUGAGUGAGCGACAGACAAAACCAAGAUUGAUGUAA